Molecule: messenger RNA, 648 nt
Organism: Leishmania braziliensis MHOM/BR/75/M2904
Lineage: Eukaryota; Euglenozoa; Kinetoplastea; Trypanosomatida; Trypanosomatidae
Gene: CPC2
Product: putative chromosomal passenger protein
Exons: 1
Coding region: 1-648 (215 amino acids)
Source: RefSeq, a predicted model, not a curated record
AUGUCAGGCUAUCGGAGUGACAUUGAUCCCUUUAAGGAGAUUCGUGUCCUCCCGCGCGAAGUGGCUCAGCUGCGCCACCAUCUCAGUCGCAUCAACCACGCAUUGCAAACCAAGUACUUUGUGGCGGCGGAGCUGUCGGAGCUGGCACUGCAGCCGGACAGGUCGGAUGAAUUCCUCGCGCUCUACACGGGAGAGAUCCACCGCGUGGUGACGAGGCUCAACAAGAACGCGAAGAGGCAGUACACCGUUAGAGUAGACCCGCUGCGAUUAACAUCUGGGUUUGAUUUCCAGCGCGCCGCGGACCACAAGGGGAAUCUCGUAGAAGGCGUCACCCCAGGGAAUGUUGAGGGGCUGACGUCUCCUGAAGUGGAUGGGAAGUGGACAGCAUCUCUCGUCGAGACAGGCAAGCAGCUUGCCCAGCAGCAGGCUAUAGAUGCCCGUCGUCAGGCACUCGCAGUCGCUUUACAGUCGACGCCGUCGACGCAGCAAACGCAAAGCAUGAAAGACGGUGGUGGUGUGGAAGCGGCGGGCAGUGGUGCCACGGGUGGUGCCUCCACCGGUGCCAUUGACUCGGAUGUGCGCAAGGCGAACAAAGAGAGCUUCUUGUUUAGCACCCCACCGGAGUUCACAGGGUUUACCCCCUACUAG